Messenger RNA from Varanus komodoensis (Komodo dragon), 3456 nucleotides. It is a transcript of the gene TDRD1, whose product is annotated as tudor domain containing 1. NCBI's taxonomy places the organism in Eukaryota, Metazoa, Chordata, Lepidosauria, Squamata, Varanidae. The coding region runs from base 1 to 3456 and encodes 1151 amino acids. The transcript has 24 exons. The record is from RefSeq and is a predicted model, not a curated record.
AUGGAUUUACACAAGAUGGCACAGAUGCUUCAUAUAAGGAAUAAAGAGACGAAAAUCCCAAAGGAAUCAGUGAGAUGUUCCCGUACAGUUCCCAACAUCAGAUCUUCUUUACUUGAAGGCAAAACGCCAGCUUUACUCAACAACUUUUCAAUUUGUGACCAGACUAAGUUGUUUGUUUCAAAUCGUGACAGUGGUUUAACUGAAAGCAACCAUGAUGGUUGCCCUGAUGGCUCUAACAAAAAAGUAAUUAACUCAAAUAUGAAUGGAGGAGAACUAAAAGGGAAUUUGGAAACAAAGUUUGGUGCUGGUAACUUGCUGUCAUCUUCUGCAAAGGAAAUGCAACCUGUAUCUGGCUUUGGCUUGAUUCAUGGAAAACAGAGAGGUUUACAGAGCGCUCCUGUCUUGAACAGUGAUCCACUAAACCUUUCACAUCUGCCAGCUUGCCAUUUUUGUGGACUGUUGGGAUCUUUGAGAUGUACACAGUGUAAGCAGAUUUAUUAUUGUUCUCUCGAUUGUCAGCAGAAAGACUGGCAAAUGCAUAGCAUUGUCUGCAAGCCAGCCAAACUGAAUACAGAUAAUGUUGAAGACAAUGCAAAAACGUUUGAUGAAACCAAGAAAAAGGAAAACAUGCUGUCUACAAACACUAACAAAAUAAAAGAACAGGAUGAGAAAAGAGAAGAGCAGGCUAACAGAGUAAUGUUUUCUGAUCUGAAUACGUUGGGGGUCAAAAAAAGUAUGAAAAUAGAGGGCACAAUAACGGAGUUCCAUAAUCCUGAUGAAUUCUUUGUACUAGUCAACUCAUCAGAAGUUCUAAGUAAUAUUACCAAACUUAUUGUGAAGCUGAAAGAUUACAGUGGGGUGAAUCAAGAUGAGUAUGUUCCUGUCAGAGGAGAAGUUGGUGUUGCAAAAUAUUCUGUUGAUCAGAACUGGUACAGAGCUCUUAUAGAAGAGGUAGAUAUCAUUAAGAAGAAUGCUUGGGUGCUAUAUAUUGACUACGGAAACAGAGAAAAUGUUCCACUGAACAAAAUUAAACAGUUGCAUAAAGAGAUUUCUCAUGUUCCUCCCUGUGCCAUUAAGUGUUGCGUUGCUAAUGUCCUUCUAGCAAAACAAGGGUGGAAUGCAAACUACCAUAAUGCUAUUGCUCCAGUUCUCACAGGAAAGUACUGUUUAUUGACUAUUGUCGAUGUUUUGGUGGGUGAGAUGAUGCCAUACUUUGCUGUAGAUGCUGUCUUGCCAGAUUGUGGUAAACAUUUACAUGAAAUACUCAUGGAAAUGGGACAUGUUUGGAAUUCAAAGGGUAUGAAUAUCAAGGAAGAAAACUCAGCUACUGGUUCUACUAUGGAAAAGAAUCCCAUACAAGCAAAGAAAGAUGAGUGUAAAGGACUGGAUCAUAGAAGCUAUCAAACUCUAAAGGUUAUCUCAUUAUCUAUAGGAGAUGUAUUUUUGGGUGUGGUUGCCCAUAUACAAACACCAGGAGAUUUUUUCUGUCAGCAAAUGGGGAAUGGCUGCAAACUUUCUGAACUUCAAAUUUCCCUGCAUGAAUACUGUGGCAAAGUCUCUGCUACUCCAGAUUUCUGUCCAGCAAUAGGAGACAUGUGCUGUGCCCAGUUUACAGAAGACAAUCAGUGGUACCGUGCAUCAGUUUUAGCAUACAUUUCUGAUAAAACUGCUCUGGUGGGCUAUGUAGACUAUGGAAACGUUGAAGUCCUUCAUUUAAGUAAACUUCGACCAAUCAUUCCAGAAUUAGUGGAACUACCAGUGCAAGCUAUAAAGUGUACCCUUGCAGGUGUGAAGCCAACGUCUGGAACCUGGUCCACAGAAGCAACAUCUGUUAUGAAGCAGCUGAUGCAAAACAAAGUGGCCACCAUAAAAAUAAUGGAUAAGAAGGAGAACACUUUUGUGGUAGAAAUUUCAGAUGAAUCAGUGAGUCCAAUAAGAAAUGUGUCUGAAUAUCUUGUAAAAUCAGGCUGUGCAGUGGAAGAAACCACGACUGGCUUGACAGGGCUUGACACAUGCAUUGGAACACCGCAGAAAGAAAAUGAUCAAAAACUAGAGAGAGUUGAUUGGUCUUGGGUCACAUUAACAGCUGAACAAGUGGUAAAUGUUACAGUGUGUGUGCUGUACAACCCCAGUGAAUUCUAUUGCCACUUGUUAAACAAUGACGACUUGAAUGCUCUAAAAGAGCUCAAUGCAUCUUUAACAGAAUUCUGCAAGAAAAUUGCGCCUAAUGUUUCUAAAUUAACAGUGGGGGAGUUGUGCUGUGCUUAUUUCUCUGGUGAUGGUAGAUGGUAUCGUGCCUUGGUAAAAGAUGCCACUUCAUUUGAAGCCUUUAAAGUUCAGUUUGUGGAUUAUGGAAACUGUCAAGAGGUGACUCUGGAUAAAGUCAGACAGCUUUCGUCUUCAUUUUUGAAACUGCCAUUUCAAGCAAUCAGAUGUAGGCUAUCAGGGGUAAGGCCGAUUAAUGAGGAAUGGACCCCAGAAGCUACAGCCUCACUCCAGAUGUUAACAGCUGGAAAGACGCUUCAGGCCAGAGUCAUUUCAUUAACUGAAAAUGGUGCUGAAGUAGAGCUUAUUGACAAUUCCAGUAGCAGUCCCGUAAUGAUCAGUGACAUUUUAAUUCAUGAAAAAUUGGGUUUGAAAAAGGAAAUAUUGUCAGAUCAGAAAAUGCCACCAAAUGAAUUGGCAGCCAAUCACUUCCAAGAAAUGUCUACAUGCAUACAAUGGACAUCAACAGAACUUCCGGUUGAUAAAACUGUGAAUGUCCGUGCAUUACACGUGAUACAUCCUGGUUUAUUCUAUGUUGUACCAAUAAAAGUCAAAGGUAAGGAUAAAAAGAAAUUCCAUAAGCUAAUGACUGAACUCACAGACUACUGCAACUCUCAGAAGGAUAGUACCUUCAAACCAAAAGUUGGUGAACUCUGUUGUGCCAAGUUCUCAGGUGAUAACAACUGGUAUCGUGCUGUUGUUCUGGAAAAUCGUGUGUCAAAAGCGAAAGUGGCAUAUGCAGACUAUGGAAAUGUGGAAAUUUUACCAUGUUCUAGACUGCUACCUAUAAUUGCUCCCUACUUGGAACUACCUGUUCAGAUACUUAAAUGUUCCCUAGCAGGAAUUACAUCAUUGGAUGGAAAGUGGUCCUUGUCAGCAACCCAGAAGGUGAAAUGUCUCUUACUGAACGAGGCUGUAACAAUUACAGUGAAAAGAGUUGAUGGAGACAUUCAUGCUGUCACUGCCAAAAUAAAUGGUGACAGAGGUAUUCUGGAUGUAGCUGACCAGCUAGUAACUGAAAGCAUGGCAAAAUAUUGCAGCAGUGGGAAUCAAUGUUCAAAGCAGUCUCCUUGCUGCUGUACAGAGUUGAGAAAGCAGGUUGUAAAGCUUGAACAGAUUAUCAACUUUCUCCUAAAAGACCGCUUUGGAGAAGAUAAGCUUCCUGAAAUUAUAAAGUCUUUAGAAGAAUAA